This is a messenger RNA of Dicentrarchus labrax (European seabass), 3802 nucleotides long. It is a transcript of the gene usp22, whose product is annotated as ubiquitin specific peptidase 22. NCBI's taxonomy places the organism in Eukaryota, Metazoa, Chordata, Actinopteri, Moronidae. The record is from RefSeq and is a predicted model, not a curated record. Gene Ontology annotation, molecular function: cysteine-type deubiquitinase activity; zinc ion binding. Bases 387 to 1907 code for a protein of 506 amino acids. The transcript is spliced from 13 exons. Gene Ontology annotation, biological process: protein deubiquitination.
AUGAAUGAGGUGGGUCUUAACGACACUCACCGUGUAAGCUACUGUUGAAAUUCCAGUGCUAACCAACUUUAGCCAGCUUGCUAACAUGUAAUUUAGCGAAUGUGAAGACCUAUAUAUAAAUAUAUACAGCGCCAAAUUGGAUUCAAAUGCAUACAUAUUAUUUCACGUCCGAUAGGGUCAUACUGGAACAUUCGUCUUGAUGUUUGCUACUGCGCGUGUCUCCGUUAGUGCAACCAGGACAUGUCCAGUUAGCCCGAGCGCAGCAAUCGGCGGAUAACGACCCUGGCGAGCUAACCAGCCAGCCCGUUUGGACUGGGUCUGUCUUGAGGGAUUUGAACAGGUUUUUAUCGCCCAAGAGGACUGUAAAGCCGGAUGCUGUGACUACCAUGAGUCCCGCAGGCUGCCCUCAUGUCAACAGCUUCAAAGUGGACAACUGGAAGCAGAACCUGAGGGUUAUUUAUCAGUGUUUCGUGUGGAGCGGUUCAGCCGAGACCAGAAAACGCAAGGCCAAGUCAUGUAUCUGCCACAUGUGCGGCGCCCACCUCAACAGACUCCACUCCUGCCUCUACUGCGUCUUCUUCGCCUGCUUUGCCAAAAAACACAUCCACGAACAUGCCAAGAGCAAAAGGCAUAACCUAGCUAUUGACCUGCUGUACGGAGGAAUUUACUGUUUUAUGUGCCAAGACUACAUUUAUGACAAAGACAUGGAACAGAUUGCCAAAGAGGAACAGAGGAAAGCCUGGAAAAUACAAGGCAUAGGGGAGAAAUACUCAACGUGGGAGCCCACCAAGAGGGAGCUGGAGCUGCUCCGCCACAACCCCAAGAGGAGGAGAAUCACCUCCAACUGUACUAUUGGCCUGCGAGGUCUGAUAAACCUGGGCAAUACAUGCUUCAUGAACUGCAUCGUCCAGGCGCUGACGCACACCCCGCUGCUGCGCGACUUCUUCCUGUCCGACCGACACAAAUGCGAGAUGCAGAGCAACUCCUGUUUGGUGUGCGAGAUGUCGCAACUCUUCCAGGAGUUCUACUCAGGCCAUCGGUCUCCACACAUCCCCUUCCGUCUCCUCCAUCUGGUGUGGACCCACGCCCGUCACCUGGCCGGCUACGAGCAGCAGGACGCCCACGAGUUCCUCAUCGCAGCGCUGGACGUCCUGCACAGACACUGCAAAGACGACAACGGGAAGAAAGCCAACAAUCCCAACCACUGUAACUGCAUCAUCGACCAAAUCUUCACAGGGGGCCUGCAGUCUGACGUCACCUGUCAAGUCUGCCACGGUGUUUCGACGACCAUAGACCCAUUCUGGGACAUCAGCCUGGACCUGCCAGGCUCCUCCACCCCAUUCUGGCCCCUCAGUCCCGGGGGAGACGGAUCAGCACUUAACGGAGAGAGUCACACCACUGGAGCCACAACACUCACAGACUGUCUGCGCAGGUUCACCAGGCCAGAGCACCUCGGCAGCAGUGCUAAGAUCAAGUGCAGCGGUUGCCAUAGUUACCAGGAGUCCACCAAGCAGCUGACCAUGAAAAAGCUGCCCAUCGUGGCCUGCUUUCACCUCAAAAGGUUUGAACAUUCAGCCAAACUGCGACGGAAGAUCACAACUUACGUCUCCUUCCCGUUGGAGCUGGACAUGACCCCCUUCAUGGCCUCCAGUAAAGAAAGCCGGAUGAACGGGCAGUACCAGCAGACCGUAGACCCCUUCAACAAUGACAACAAGUAUAGCCUAUUUGCAGUGGUGAACCACCAGGGGACACUAGAGAGCGGCCAUUACACCACCUUCAUCCGCCAGCACAAAGACCAGUGGUUUAAAUGCGACGAUGCCAUCAUCACCAAGGCUAGCAUCAAGGACGUCCUGGAUAGUGAAGGGUACCUUUUGUUCUACCACAAACAGUUCCUGGAGUACGAGUAGUUCCCUCCACCGGCACCGCCUGCAGGAGUCGAGGGAUGAGGCAAGGAUUACAGUAGUUGCAUGAGAAAAGGUAACGGAGUGAUGAGAGAGGCGUGGAAACAGAAACACAAGCCUACCUGAUUCACUCUUUAGGUCGCAACUCUCUAACAUGGAACCACCCUUACUACAUACUAAUCCAGCUCCACCGUAAGACAUUCAAGGAAGAGCCUUCGGCCAUGCAGCAUAGUGCAGAAAGCGUCAGAACCAAACAAAAUUUAAGAAAUUUGUGAGCCCUGGAGGAAUAUUGCACACCUGCAAAAGUUAUUCACUUAAAUUUGUGGGGAUGAAGAAGAAAGCAGCUGUGAUAAUCUUCUAUAAGAACGAAAUGACUGCAAAAUCAGUCUGUACUUGGUGUCUGACAAUAGAGGAAUAGUGUCCCAUCCCCACUUUUUCUCUCUUUCAGACACAGACAAAAGAGCAGGAGUUGUUUUUAAAACCUUAGUUUAUCUGGGGAAGGUACACUUGAUCACAAAUCCUGUUCUACAUCAACGUCCUGUGUCAUGCUCGCACAGCUGCAUUUACGAUCACCUAAAGGCGCUAAGAAGUGGAACUCGGGGGUUCAAGGCUCUGCUUUAGCGAAGAAAGUGAUUUUUUAAAAUUUUUUUUUAAUUAGUUUUUCCUAAACUGGCAACUUUUUGGACACAAGCACACUUGUCUGACACACUCACAGUCCUCCAAACGACCAAAUGCUUCAAGGAUGGACGUUGUCUUUAUUAUGCACUUUUGUUCAGAAUGCAAAGAGUGGGGGGAAGAAAUCACCUGACAAAUGGUAUUAUGAACAUCGUAUAGAAAAAGACAGUUAAUUCCAUUUAUUACUCGUGAGUUUGUAGGUGUCAGUCAGAUACUUUUAGGAAACCUUUUCUUGAACAAGGACGCAAAGGAUCUGUUAUUUUCUGCCUCUCAUGCUGCUUCCAACAGUCACAGGGGGGGAAAUAAAUUACACAGUGAAUAUUAUAUUUUUAUACAUACUGUAAUUAAAAAGUUUGUUUACAGUUUUUCAUUCUCCCUAAACUCUCACAUUGUUCGUCUGUGUUGCAUUGUGUCGUCAGUCAUGUUUUUUGUACACAAAAGCAAAAUAGUGCUUAUUACGUUCUUGAAACUGCUGCUAUGGCGGCUCAAUUUUUAGUAAGUCAUUUAACUUUAAUUUGGUCACAUUUUUUGGCGUUACAGAAGCAUUUAUCUCCACGUUCAAGAUAUGUUGUUGUGAUGCUGUUUCAGGUAAAUGGCAAAAAAAAAGAAAUGAAACAAAAGAGGAGACCGUAAGUCUCCGUACGGAGUGUGUAUAAUGGGUCAGAAGCUCGAUUCUACAGUGUUAACCGUUGGCCGCAUGUCGCUCUAAAUCAGUGUGUUUGUGUGUGUGUGUGUGUGUGCGUGUGUGUGCACGUGUAUGUGCCCAACAAUGGGGAGAGGAGGAAAAAAAAAAGCUCAGUGUAGGUGUGUUUGUGUAAAAUCUGUUAUUGUGUGUAAAGAGACAAAAAACAAAAGUGCGUAUGUGUUCUCGUUUGUAUGCACGUGUGUCGUGCGCGUGCGUAUGUAGCGUAUGUUCGUGUACUGAAUCAGUACUUGCAUUCAGCAUGCCGUCUGAGCUGGGUAUCACAGUUUGAUAGGAUUUUUUUCCACAUGUUGAUGAUGUAUGUAAAAGUAUAUAUGUACAGUUUGUAUUUUGAGAGACAAAUGGUGAAACCUCAAAAGUUGAUUUUGUUCUUCUAUAUUGCUGGAUCCGGACACGGGGUCGUAAUCAGAAGAAACUUGUCUUGACCCGGUCAGUCAUUCCUCGCACACACAUUUAACUGCUGCAAGAACUGGACACAGUGAUUGAAAAGACACUCAAAUAAAGAAAAAUCUAUAUCUGUAAA